GAAUAAACAAACACACCACAUUCCUAAUUCUAAAAAAAAAAAAACUAAUGACGAUAAGUUCGAAAACCCAACUUCCCCUAACCCUUCCGGUCAUCAACUUCUCGAUUCCGAACCUCAAGCCGGAAACUCCAGAGUGGGACUCGGCGAGAGCCCAAGUCCGAAGAGCCCUAGAAGACUACGGAUGUUUUGAGGCCUUGUUCGACGGAGCUUCAGCGGAGCUACGGAAGGCACUGUUCGAGGCCUCGGAGGAAGCUUUCGAUUUACCACUGGAGACCAAACUAAGUACAAAAAAAUCGGACGAAAUCUACAAAGGAUACGUUGGUCAGGUUUCGACUAUACCUUUAUACGAAGGUAUGGGCUUUGACGGUGCAGAUAGUCCUCAAGUUGUCGAUGAAUUGACCUACAAGCUUUGGCCUCAAGGCAACAUCACCUUCAGCAAGAAUGUUCAGUCAUUUACGGAGAAUUUAAUAUCAUUAGACAUGAAGGUGAGGACGAUGAUCAUGCAGAGUUUCGGUCUCGAUAAAUACAUCGAGGAGCACCUUAAUUCAGCGAAGAACCACUUUCGUUUGCUUAAAUAUAGAGGCCUUGACGAAAACACAGAGGAGCAGCUAGGCCUUGACCCUCAUAUCGAUAGACAUUUCCUCACUAUACUUUGUCAAAAUAACGUAGUAGAUGGUUUGGAGAUCAAAACCAAAGAAGGUGAGGACUGGAUCAAAGCUAAGCCAUCUCAAGACUCUUCUUUCCUCGUUAUAGCCGGAGCUUCACUUCAUGUACUACUGAAUGGUAGGGUGUUUCCUCCGCUUCACCGUGUGGUAAUAACCGGAAAGAAAGAUCGGUACACGGCUGGACUGUUCUUGCUUCCCAAAGAAGAACUGAUCAUAAAUGCAUUCGAGGAGAUGGUCGAUGAUGAACAUCCUCGUCUCUAUAAGCCUUUUGAUUAUAACGCUUACUUUAAGUUCACCUACACCGAUACCAAGAAGAGGGAUUUAUCGGCUCUCAAAACUUACUGCUCUCUCUCUAAAGAGGAUUGAAUCCUUGCCAAUAAAUAAAGCUAUGUAUAUAUGUAUCAUUUGAUCACUAGCUAGCUAUGCUUGUUUAGUUUGCUCUUGAGUUGGUUUGUUGUUACAUUUAUUUUGUCUUGUUGGCGCUUGAGCUUGUAAUAAAACCUUGACUUACCGAUACUCCAAAAUAAAUGUUUUGAUCAUGGAAUUAAUUAA
Brassica napus (rape) is the source of this 1217-nucleotide messenger RNA. RefSeq names its product probable 2-oxoglutarate-dependent dioxygenase AOP1. The coding region runs from base 48 to 1031 and encodes 327 amino acids. Lineage: Eukaryota; Viridiplantae; Streptophyta; Magnoliopsida; Brassicales; Brassicaceae. The record is from RefSeq and is a predicted model, not a curated record. Gene Ontology annotation, molecular function: dioxygenase activity. The transcript is spliced from 3 exons.